Molecule: messenger RNA, 2464 nt
Organism: Drosophila miranda
Lineage: Eukaryota; Metazoa; Arthropoda; Insecta; Diptera; Drosophilidae
Product: death-inducer obliterator 1-like
Exons: 3
Coding region: 112-2427 (771 amino acids)
Source: RefSeq, a predicted model, not a curated record
UCUCACUUUAUUCGUCAUUUGUAAUUGUGCAUCAUUCGAGAACAGUGAAGAAAAUUGUGAAAAUAUUGUUUCGAAAAUAGUUUCUAGCCUUUUUUGUUGCUUAUUUUGAAAAUGCAGUAUUUGGCCGACGGAAACUUUUGCCAAAAUUUGAAUCCUCGCAUGUUUGGGCAGCGUCCGCCGUAUUUUCCGGGCAGUGUCAGUGACCGCUCUGUGCCCAGCGUGGAUGAGAUUCUCAGGCGUGGAGAGGCCAUGCCCGGCCGCUACAUGUUUGAACGUCCUCCACCAUCGCCGCCGCAGAACUGCGCUUGGUCCUCGAGUCCACGUCGCACCGACCGCCGUGACGUGGACUUCGCCAAGGAUGAUGCCAGCUACAUGUACGCCUUCCACGGGAACCCGCCAGGAUCCCCCACUGAUCCCAGUCUCGGGGAUUACUCGAAGGAUCCUCCAAACUACGCGAACAUAUUCCGUGAAAACGUUGCAGGAGGCCGUGCCGAAAAAGGGUCUCCUACUGAUCCACGUCGCAAUGGAUCCCCCAUGGCUCGACGUCGCAAUGGAGACCCUUUAUAUGCUAUUCCAGGACUCUGUGGAUCCCCCAUGGGUCCUAUUCCAGGUCGCAGUGGAUCCCCCAUGGCUCGACGUCGCAAUGGAGACCCUUUAUAUGCUAUUCCAGGACUCUGUGGAUCCCCCAUGGGUCCUAUUCCAGGUCGCAGUGGAUCCCCUAUUGGUCCAGGUCGCUGUGGAUCCCCCAUGGGUCCUAUUCCAGGUCGCAGUGGAUCCCCCAUGGCUCGACGUCGCAAUGGAGACCCUUUAUAUGCUAUUCCAGGACUCUGUGGAUCCCCCAUGGGUCCUAUUCCAGGUCGCAGUGGAUCCCCUAUUGGUCCAGGUCGCUGUGGAUCCCCCAUGGGUCCUAUUCCAGGUCGCUGUGGAUACCCCGACUAUGCCAACAUCUUUGGCCGAAGCCCUCCAUUCGAUCCACGUCGUUGUACCCCAGAAUCGAUACAAAGCCGUCGCCUUGGCCACUGGUCGAAAUACGAAGAUAGCAGCUCCGAAAAUGAUCGUGGGAAUCGAAGGUCCCAGAAUUUCGAUUGGAGCCGCAGCUCGAAGCUACGAAGCUACGAAGGGAAUCGUAGCUCCCAGAAUCUCGAUGGGAAUCGUAGAUCCUACACUUUCGAGGGGCAUCGUAGCCCCCAGAAUUUCGAUCGGAGCCGUAGCUCCCAGGCCUUCGAAGGGAAUCGCAGCUCCCACAAUUUCGAGGGGAAUCGUAGCUCCCAAUAUCUGAACGACUCUGACGAUUACCGCAGUGGCAACGAUUCCGGGUUUAUUGAUGCUCGUCCACGCUGUGAUUCUGGACGUCGAAACUUUGGGAACUUUGGUGGAUCGAACGACGCCAGUUACGGACGAAUCCAACGGAUCGGUGGCCACAAUUUCCAGCCACUCGAAUCGUACCACCCGGAAAUGGGGCGCAAACGCCGGGCAGAGGAGUUCGAUAAGACGAGGAGCGGAAAGCGCCCGUGUCCGGAAAAGGCCGUCUUUCGCAUUGGCGGCUUCAAAUUGGACAUCGCCAGCCAUUGCGGGGGACGCCGCAGACUGCCGCAGUCGGAGGAGAUGUCCCACGCCGUGCGCUUCUUCAAGCAAUUCCCGCUCUACCGGAUUCGUGCCAAGAAGUCCCAGAUGGCGGACUCGGUCAAGUACCACUUCGUGGAGGACAGGGCCCAGGCCGACGACAAUGCCUACAUCCGGCACACCAUAGCCAAGGAGUGGGUGAAGGUCUACGCCGCGAGGAACUACCGCAGCUGGGCCAGUUGGUGGAGCGACUUCCAGGACUGCGGCCGGGACAUUGCCAAGGAGCUGGAGCGGUUCGAUGGCUUCUCGGUGAAGCGGAGCUUCGAGCCGUCCGAGGGGCCCAUUUACUCGGAGCCCUAUAUCCGCAUGGCCGUCAUCGCCCUGGAGGAGAACAACAUCACGUAUCUGAAGAACUUGCGCUACAUCUACCGCCUGAUCGACUUCAAUGUCCUGCAGAACCUGAGCGCCAACGCCUCCGGCCAUCUGCAGGACAUCAUACGCUACAUUCCGAACCACUUGUGGCGCUACAAGAUGCGCUCCUUCCUCUUCCUCUGGUCCUGGUACCGCAAGAUGGCCAACAGCAAGGCGCCCGACGGCCAGACGAACCACCAGACCAUCCUCAAGCUGUGGAACAACCCCGUGCUGCACUGGCUGGCCAAGCAGGCCUUCGACGAGAUGGUUGCCAUCAGCAAAAUCGAGUACAAGGGCUUCAAGGCGGCUCAACUCCAGGAACCACCCAAGAGCCCGCUGCCCCAGCGCCAGCCCCAGCCCCAGCCCCAGCCCCAGCCCCAGCCCCAGUCCCAGCCCCAGCCCCAGCCCCAGCCCCAGCCCCAGCCCCAGCCCCACCCGGAGGACCAGUCCUGAAUCUUUGCUUGUACUUCUGAUACCCCUAGAAUAAAUC